Messenger RNA from Nylanderia fulva, 2944 nucleotides. Lineage: Eukaryota; Metazoa; Arthropoda; Insecta; Hymenoptera; Formicidae. The record is from RefSeq and is a predicted model, not a curated record.
AUGGCCGAAAAUGAAAUAAUAGACAGCGAAAUACCAGAAGAGCAACCUGAAAAGGAAGCUAUCAUAGACGAAGCACCUACUGCAACGAUAGAUCUUGCGGUAGAUACAAACAAAAUUGAAAAGAAAAAUGAAAACGAAGAAAAAGAAGGUAAAGAUAAAGACAAAGACAGAGUUGAAGAAGAUAAGACUGAUGACAAAGACAAAGUUGAAGAUAAAAGUGAUUUGAAAGAAAAACCUUUAUCCUAUUCUAUUCCAUCUGAUGUAGUAAAAGACGAUGAAAUAAAAUUUGACGACAUUACAGAGUCAAUAAUCAGCUCGCCUCUUUUAAAUGAUGAUAUAAUUACAGAACUAAAAGAAAUGAAUGAGAGAUGCAUUAUAUUAGCAGAUGAGAUUCAAAAACUAAAACGUGAAGUGAUCGAGUUAUCAGAUAAACCCGAACUAACAGAGCAAGACACAUUAAUUAUUCAAGAGAAGCAAGAUAUUCUUACAUCAAAAAUAGCCGAACUCGAACAAUUGACACAAAAAGUUCAAAAAGCGCGAGAAGAAGUAGAACGGAUCAAGAAAAAAGAGGAAGAAGUUGAGGAGAAAAUAGACGUAGAACCAUUAAAAAAGAUUCCAGAGGAAGAUCGCUUUGAAUUACCACAAAUAGAAUAUCCUGAAGAUAAGCUUCCCAGAGUAAUUGUUUGUGGCUAUACGGAAGAUGUGCUUCCAAAAAUCGUCAUAGCAGAUGGUGAACGAAAAGGGAAAGAAAAGUGUCUUGAAAAAUUAACUGGAAAACUGACGGAAUCUUUAACAAUGCAAGAAAAAUUAGCUAAGGAAAACGCACAACUGGAAGGUGGAAAGUACAAACUAGAAGAAGCCUUGUUGGAAAAAGAUACCGCUCUAGAGAGUUUACAGAGGAAGGUAUGCGCUCUUCAGGCAGAAAUGCGUAUAAUUGUCAAAGAAAAUACGGAGCUGAGUCGUCAAUUGGCUACUUUGAAUCAACUAGUGAUUAGACCUACUUGCUGUUACACCUGUCCAGGUGUUGCUUCGUCUCCUCCAUCAACACCGCUGUCAUUCCGUCCGCAUGUUAGUGCGCAGCUUGGAGAAGACGUUUACUAUCGAUGCAAAUGCUGUCUUCAGUUCGUUGAUGCUUUAUCACCGACUACGGAAACCGCAUGCAAUUCACCAAGACUUACAGGAGGUGGCUCGAAAACGGACGAUCGUUAUUUCGUAGAUAAUUCUUUGCAAACCGUGAUGACUUCCCGUGGUCUAGCUGUCGUUAGGCCACCGCUUCCUAGAGGAACGUGCCCCGCAGAAUUGGAAGAUAAACUUGCCACUUACGGUACUAGCUCUAAACAAUUGGAACAACAAUUAGGCAGUAUAGAAACCGAGGUACGUAAUAUGCAGAUGGAAUUAGCAAACGUGCAACGAGAGCGACAGCAACUAGAACAGCAACGUAAAUUGCUUAAAUGCACCGGACCUUGUGCACCAUGUCCUUGUCCACCUCCGCCCUCGACAUGCGUGACACCCACCACGCCAGGACCUGCUGUGCCUUCCGCUCAGAUACCUGCGACUGGUUCCUGUACAAAUGCAGCCAUGGGCACCAGUGUUUCCGCUCAACAGCAAUUACGCGAUCUUCGCGAACAAUAUGCUCGGCUUCAGGAUGAUUAUAAGAACAAGUUGUGCGAGGUAUCAUGCAUGAGAACAGAUGCAGAGAAGUUCAAACAGGAUAUGCGCGAUGCAAAGGAAGAAAAAGAACGAAUGGAGAUAAAGUUGAUAGAUGCUCAGGAACGAUUGAAACUUCUAGAAAUAGAAAAAGAAAAAUUUGAAGGUCACAAAGAACAGUUAAUCGAACAGGAACAGGCUUUAAUAGUAGCGAAACAACGCUUUCGUGAAGCGCAGGAUGAGCUAGAGGAGCUUCGUUCUUUGAUUCAGGAUCAAGCUGCUCAAUUGGAGGAUUAUCGCAACAAAUAUUUGCAAGCCCAGCAACAAGUUGAAGAACAGCGUCGACAACUGGAUCUUAUGGAAAUGGAUAAUGCGCGAAUGAAUGAGAACGUUACUCUGGAAAUUGGACGAGUUAAAAAUCAAUUUCAAGAAAAAUUAGCCGAACUUGCGCCAUUACCCGAUAUCCUGAAACAAAUGCAAAUUAAGAUGCAGGAAGCACAACAGAUGCGUUUAGUCGCCGAACGCAACUGCGAGGAUCUAUCACGAGAAUUGCUGGAAUGUAAGGAUAAGGUUCAAACUUUGCAAAAUCAAUUGGACGUGUUGCGCACCGAUCAUCAGACACUUCAGAAUGACUCCACUAAGUCGGAUGAAAUAGAUAGAAAAUGUAGCGAGUUGCGACAUGAAAAUGAGAGAAUGAAAAACACAUUAACACGAUUUGAGGAACAUGAAGCGCAGUUGCAAAAACGAAUUGACGAAAAAAUGCACGAGAACACGCAGUUGUCAUCGACGUUGGAGCAGAUAAGAGAGGAUUCCGCUCGGCAAGUAGCAAGAACGAAGGAGCGAUGCGAAACUAUGCGAAGAUCGAUGCAAGGCCAGAUCGCUGAAAUGGAAAGACAAUUAGCACAAUGUAGAGCAACAGCACGCGCAGCUCAACGUGAUAGAGAUGAGAUCAGACAAAAGAUGCAGAGUCAAAUAAAUAAUUUGAACGAGGCAUUUAAACACGCGCAAGGCCGCAUAAAAUCCUUACAAGGUCAUGUAAAUUAUCUCAAGACUUCUUAUAGUAAUAUCUUUCUUGGUCAAGGAGAAACACCAACAGAUUUGCCAGGAGACGAUUCCUGUGAUUGCUGAACUAUAUAAAAAUGUGUAUACACAUAUAAUCUUUCAAUAAUAAUGAUAUAUUUUUGUUCAUAACGAAACACAACGAAAUUAAAAAUAUACUAUUUCCAUGUAACAUACAAGUCUUGUGCAUUUAUAUUCUAAAUAAUAUGACAUUUUAAUAAACAAUUGAUAAAGUUGA